This is a messenger RNA of Rattus rattus (black rat), 1230 nucleotides long. RefSeq names its product glycolipid transfer protein domain containing 2 (gene Gltpd2). Gene Ontology annotation, cellular component: cytoplasm; cytosol; membrane. Gene Ontology annotation, biological process: ceramide transport; intermembrane lipid transfer. The transcript is spliced from 3 exons. Bases 1 to 987 code for a protein of 328 amino acids. The record is from RefSeq and is a predicted model, not a curated record. Gene Ontology annotation, molecular function: ceramide 1-phosphate binding; ceramide 1-phosphate transfer activity. Lineage: Eukaryota; Metazoa; Chordata; Mammalia; Rodentia; Muridae.
AUGGUCCUGGGGGUCUCACUGUCCCCUGCCCUGGGACGCUGGUUCCGCCAUGCAAUCCCUUUCGCUAUCUUCACGCUGUUACUUCUUUACAUCAGUGUAUGGCUGUUCCAUGAGUGGCCCUUUGAGUUGCCAGCUCAAAGAACUCAGCAGUCCGGCCUGUGGGAACUCAAGCUCUCUUCUUCUCCAGCCCUCACCUCUCUGCUUCCUGUCACCUCAGGUGUUUUACCAGGCUGCAGGCCUUGGGUGCAGUCCUGCAAUCCAGAGAGAGCGCUACCUUCCCAGAUUGGCCCAGCAUUGAGACCCCUAGUGGUCCCAGAGAAGGAAGAACCUCCCUGUCUGAGGCCUCAUGGGUUGCUGGGUCGCAUGGUGAGCCCUUUCCUGGCCUGUAUGAGCCCUGAAGGGGAUGUGGAGUUAUCUCAGUAUCUGGCAGGUUGGCGAGAACUACUUAGGCUCCUAACCCCCCUUGGCUCUGUCUUCGCCUUUGCCACCAGCGAGGCCUCCAACAAGGUGACCGCCCUCGAGGCUCAUGUGCACGGCCCCGAUGCUUCACAUUAUACAUCGCUGGUGACUAUGGUGACGUGGGAACGGCGAGCAGUAUUGCUAGAGCGUCUGGGGACCACACCCCGGCACCUAGCGGGGCCCUCGGGCUCUCAAACGCUGCUUUUGCUGCACCGCGCGUUGCGCUGGUCCCAGCUCUGCCUCCACAGGGUGGCGACUGGGAAGCUCGGAGGUCCAGAGGCUGGCGCGCAGUGUAGGGACGCCUACAGCACCGCCCUAGCCCCGUACCAUCCAUGGCUUAUCCGUCAGGCCGCUCGCCUGGCGAUCCUGACCCUCCCGAGCCGCAGUCGCUUGCUCCAGCUGGCGUGUCCAGGAACCGGAGAGGCGGACGCGCGGGUUGCUCUGGCCCGGGCCGCCCGCGUCCUGGAGGAUGUGUACAAUCGUACCCAGGGCCUCCUGGCCAGCCACGGCCUGCUUCAGCUGGCUUGAUACCGCGACGACCUGAGACUGAACAGGAAGGCAUUUCUGGGGUGGGAUCUAGGUACUCAGAGUUACGGGCGGCCUGGAUAGUGGUCCUCCUCCGUGACGUCACCACAAUUAAGGCCCGCCCCCAACAGGGCGGCCCAAGUUAAUGUACGAGAGCCUUUCAUCUUCAACCUCGGGAAGCUGGAAGAAGCAAUGAAGAAUAAAGAAUUCUGGAGCGAUGGCUCAGCGGUUAAUAGCACUGAUUGC